This is a messenger RNA of Alternaria hordeiaustralica, 3933 nucleotides long. RefSeq lists its product as uncharacterized. NCBI's taxonomy places the organism in Eukaryota, Fungi, Ascomycota, Dothideomycetes, Pleosporales, Pleosporaceae. The coding region runs from base 1 to 3933 and encodes 1310 amino acids. The record is from RefSeq and is a predicted model, not a curated record. The transcript has a single exon.
AUGUCAGAAAUGCAAGAAGACGAGCCUAUUGACGCGCGCCAUCCUCCUAUCCCGGACGGGCUCUCUCCAGAUAGCGUCGUCGGAAUCAUCACAGUUCACGACCCCAAAGCUUUCCACGCAAACCACAACACAGCCUAUAGGAAGUCGCGUUUGAGGUCUCCACGAGCCGGCGGCGAGUGGUCCUUAGACGGCUGCCAUGUCUUUCUUCAUCUCGUCCAAGGUCAACCCUGCUACACCAUAGGCCUGUCCAAACUCGAGAGCCCGCAGCCUCCGGCUUGCGAUGUGUACCUCCCUGACGAUGGGGCCAGCCUGCUUCUGUUCGGAAUCGUACCAGUCUGGAAGAACGGCAGCUGGCGAUUGCAGUCCGCUUCUGAGACUAUCACGGAGGUGAACGGUGCGCCCAUUCAAUUCAGCGAUCCGCAUGCACAAAACCAGUUUCCACAAGCCAUCUAUCUGCGGCAGAACUUAGUCAACCACGUCUUCGUCAACGGCUUGCGAGUCGACAUCUUCAUGUUAAAGGCGGUACGAGAACUCUACGCGAUGGAUGCAUUCUUGCCUUCAGAGCUGCAUCCCCAGCUACAAGAUGUCACUAAUCGCCCCGAAGCUUGGGCACGGAAUCGCUAUCUGCCGCUCCCUGAACAAGUUUCCGCGAACACCUGCCGGGUUCUCGAGCGCUUCACAGGCAAGAUCGAGACAGCGAAAUUCUUCCGCCGUGCGGGAAACCGCCGCGAACUUCGGGAUGCUGAGUUUCUCAAGUUCGGCAAGGCGAAAGUCGAUGUAUCUGUCGUUCGUUACUUGCAGUCACUCGACAUCAACCACAUCCCCGCCGUCAUUACCGAGACGCAUGAGGGCUUCAAGACAUACGCGACUCUCGAAGAGGACAUCAAGAAGCAACAUCCGCGCGUGCGCUUCACAGUCGCCUCGAAGCUCCUGCGACGACUGUUCUCAGCCCUCGCCUUCUUGCAUUUCCACAAGAUCGUUCACGGAAACGUCACCAAAGAGGGUGUCUUACUUCGCCUAGGGGACUACAAGCCCGAAGCAGUGCUCUUAGUCGACUAUACAAGGGCAACGUCGUUUCCUGCUGGCAUGCCUGAACCUCUGGAGAAGAUGAUCGAGGACGGUCGCGCCGCGAUGGAGAUUGUCGAGAGCUGCUGCGAUAUCUGGCAACUGCGGAAGGCACCACCGAGAGAUGCCUUCGGCGAAGCCUUCAUGGCGAAGAAGACCGAGGUUGCUCGCCAAGAAUCCGCUCUCAUGGAGCGCGUCGUCGCCGACUUCUUCGGACCGAAAGGCAAAUCGCGGGAGUCUGAGAAGGGCAAGAAGAUGCUCAACUUGGUGCAAAAGAAGCGAGACGACUGGCAUUCUGCUCGAAACGCUCAGAUCCACAAUGCGACCCGCCGUGAGGUAGGGCUAUGCCGCUCUGAUAUGAUCAAAAAGAUGGAGCAUGACUGGUCGCUCCUGCAUCCAUUUCCAAAGAUCGGCGAAGAGCAGCAUGUGAUAUUGACUCUGGGACAUCCAUACCUAGACGGCCUGGCAACGAAACUCUACCACAAUCAAUGGGACCUGCCGCCGCGGGACGUGUGCACCAAAAUCCAACAACUUGCCGGCGAGGUGGAAGAAUCCUGGCAGACCUUCGCAGUCAAGCGAACAGUGCCAUUGACACAGGUCGAGGGUGGCUUCGAAGAGCGUUGCUUCCUGCACUGGCUAGCGAGCUGUUGCGAAGCCUACCCAGAGUGGCGUCACGCGAUUGUUGAGGAGUACGAGCGCCUCGUCGCACCCCAGCACGGAGUCAUUGUGUUCGCAGAUAUCAAGAAGCUUCGAGGUGCUCUUGCGGGUCUAGGUACCAUGCCGGGUGCCCUAAACGCCACAUUCGCGCGUUUGACGAGUGAGGAGAUCAAGACCCAGCCUACUCCAAACAUCGAAGAGAUGCACAAGGUUUGGUAUCACCUGCCCUCACGAAUGUUCAACCUUACCCAACUACAUCGCCUGGCAACUCCUGGUCGCCUUGUCGCCUGCAUCGAUGAGGGCGAUACAGAUUGUCAUGACUGGGUGGAGGUACGCGGAGAGCCCAAGCUAGAGGGUCAUUACAUUACCCUGUCCUUGUUGUCGGACUUUGCAAAGCAACUAGGUCUGACAGCGGAGGCCUAUUCUGAUACGCAAAACUUCCCUCCAUAUGAUCCAGCAGACUUCAGCCGGGUCAUACAGCGCGUCGUCCUUGCUCACACUGGCCUCCUUCCCUGGGCAUCUGUCACUCGCAAGGGCGCCCAGUUCAACUUCCAUGCACCCGCGAUUGCCCACGACUACGAGAGUGCUGGGGCGUUUCUAUCUACUUAUUUUGGCGGUAUGAAGAUGUUGCCCACGAUGCCACACGGUAGUGAGUCCUAUGAGCGCUCUGGUCACUGGUCAAACUUCAAAACUGGAAAGGAAAUCGAUGAGGCAAUGGAAGUGGACAAGCGACCCAUUCUGCCUGCGAAGGGUCAGUUGAACAAGUCGGCCUCGCAAUCGAUCAAGUCGCUUCAGGUUUUGUCGCCGCAUGUUGAUCGUGCUCGCCUCUCUCAGACGCUGGAGACUCGCAAGCGUGCUCGUGCUAGGGCUCGACCUCUAGGUAAACGCGAUGCAGACAAUGAAGUAUCGGGCACAUCCAUGCCGGCCGCAAAGCGUCCACAUCUUCCUUCCAGUAUUCACGACUCAGAUCAGCACAGUACACCACCAGCGGAGGAGCCCCGACCUACUAGCUCGUUGAUGGACAGUGAUCUAGACAAAACGAUUGCAAACCUGGAACGCCAAUUUUCAUCUCGUGAACCGCUCCCUCAAACCUCGCAUGCACCAGACACGUCGUUCUUCACACGAAACAACGGAGUAAACACCAACGUCCUUGUCAGUCCACCUGCUAUCUCAGCUAUUGAACAGGGAACGUUCACUGUCGUAUCCGACGACGAAGUCAACCUCGACGACGACUACAAGCAAGCAGAGGAGUGGCUGAAGCACAUGGAGGAAGACGAUGCGCCUCGAGAUUCCGGUAUCUUCGGUCUCAAUUUCCACCACACCUUCCGCGAGCAGGGUGAUGGACUGGAUGCUGAAGGAGACGAGUCAGAUGAUGAAGAUGGUGGUGGAGCGACGCCGGUUGCUAGUGACAAGGCGAAACAGAAGGACUCGCCGGCACCCAAGCUCAAAGACAAGAGCGCGUUUGCAGCCGGCUUGAAUGCGAUGGCGUCGAUGCGAGGUAUGAGCAAUGCACAGGCAGUAUCGCAGUCUUUUCCCAUGUUCCAAUCGACGCCCAAGCAGAGCAGUCCUCCUUUCGCUCGACCAGCUUUCCUGGCUACCCUCCGUGCUGAGUCUGGAGCUCACCGUCGCAACGAUAUCUCCAUCUCGGAUCUCGCCAACGUGAGCUUUCGGAUUGAUCCUGCGCGCUCAGAUCCUCCACCACCGGCAAUGGGUGUGAUGGGUUCUCAGCAAUCGCCGCCGCCGUCAGCCCAGCCACAGCGUGUUGAUGAUUCGUUUGCAUCUAACGUUUCUGGUCCGAACUGGAGGAUGACAGGAGAAUGCAAGGACAGUGAGGAAGAAGAGGAAGAAGAUGGAGAUCUGAAAGACUUUCAACCAGGCGAGCGGCUUAGUCAGGGUGAUUCACCAGGCACGCAACCGGGAGAGCCUUCUAGUCAGGAUGAGCCGCCAGCCACGGGACUAGGAGUUCACGUUAAUCAAGACGAAGAUCUGCCAGCCACGCAACCAGGACGAGAUAAUUCCGGCCAGUACGACGCUCUACAAGACGCACAGCCAGGAGAAUUGGUCGUUCCGCAUGCACUACCAGACACCCAACCAGGAGGUCAGUCCAGUAACGUAGCACAGCAUGCCGAUCAGGGCGAUGAUCCAUGGAGCCAGCCGCCAGUAGGGUGGGAUGGUCGGAGUCCCUACUCGUCGUUCUACCCUCCACCAUAG